Molecule: messenger RNA, 560 nt
Organism: Paramecium primaurelia
Lineage: Eukaryota; Ciliophora; Oligohymenophorea; Peniculida; Parameciidae
Source: the annotation of a GenBank genome assembly
AUGAUAGCAGGUACAAGAGUGAAUCCAUAUUUUUAAAGCAAUCGUAGAGGUGGAAGUGCUUUAAAGGGUGGAAGAUUAGAAAAUAAUAGUAGUUUUUAAACUCCAAAAAUGAUUAUGCAAAACUCUGCUGAAGAGAAAUUUUAGGUAACUUUAAUUAUUUUAAAUGUUAGAAUAAACAAUAAGAUGUAAGUCAAUUGAGAUAAAGUCCAUCUUUUAAAUUGAAAAAUACAAGAUUUCUAACUCCAGGAAAGCAAGAAGAAAUACGAAAAUAAUCAAAUAUUUAAGAAACCUAUGCUCGUAAAACAAGAAUCACAGUAUUGGAGUCAUUCUAUCAUUAACUAGGAACUGAUGAUGACAUAUCAGUUUUAAAAAAUACUUAAUAAGUAAAAAGAAAGUUGAUUAAUAUAACACCAUCUUCUUAAACUGCAUAUAUCUCGAAAAAAACAUAAGAACUAGAAGAAGAAAAUAUAGAGGAAGCUCAUUUCUAGUUUGUAUAAAUGCAAUAGAAAUAUAAAUAAUGGUUGGAGAACUUUGAAAAGAAGUGUGGAAAGCAUUUUUGA